UAUUAUCUGAUGCAUCCUGUUUGAUGCAGGACGAAAGGGAACUGAAAAGGCAGCGAAGAAAGCAGUCAAAUGGGGAAUCAGCCCGUCGAUCCAGGUUGCGUAAGCAGGCGGAAUGUGAAGAGCUAGCCCAAAGAGUUGAAAUUCUAACCGAGGAGAACUCCACACUUAGAUCAGAAGUCACUCGUAUCAGGAGCGAGUAUGAGCAGCUUCUCUCUCAGAAUGCUUCUCUGAAGGAGAGGCUUGGUGAAACUCCCAAAGGACAAGAAGAUUCAAGAACUGGCAAGAAUGACCAACAUUCAGGCAAUGAUAAUCAACAAGCAGUCGAAACAGAGCUUGUACAGAGUGGUCACUAAGACCAAAAGCCCUGCUUCAAAUCUGUUUGCAGGAGCAUAAACCUAACCCAUUAGCAGCAACAAAGUCCUUGUCUAUGUAGUAUGUCUUUUAAAUUCAUCAAGCUGACUUUUCAGUCAUGGAUAGCUGUUUCUACCAUAACGUUAUCAUUCCAUAUUUUUUCUUUUGAUAAUUUUUUAAUAGUCAAAGCCCUAGAAAGACAUCUAGAGAGCAGUACUUAUGGUUGAUGCAAUAUAUAGUUGAGGGGAGAGAAUAAUGAACUAC
This is a messenger RNA of Nelumbo nucifera (sacred lotus), 615 nucleotides long. RefSeq lists its product as uncharacterized. Gene Ontology annotation, biological process: regulation of DNA-templated transcription. The record is from RefSeq and is a predicted model, not a curated record. Gene Ontology annotation, molecular function: sequence-specific DNA binding; DNA-binding transcription factor activity. Gene Ontology annotation, cellular component: nucleus. NCBI's taxonomy places the organism in Eukaryota, Viridiplantae, Streptophyta, Magnoliopsida, Proteales, Nelumbonaceae.